This is a messenger RNA of Kockovaella imperatae, 914 nucleotides long. RefSeq lists its product as hypothetical. The record is from RefSeq and is a predicted model, not a curated record. The transcript has 4 exons. Gene Ontology annotation, biological process: endoplasmic reticulum to Golgi vesicle-mediated transport. The coding region runs from base 339 to 884 and encodes 181 amino acids. NCBI's taxonomy places the organism in Eukaryota, Fungi, Basidiomycota, Tremellomycetes, Tremellales, Cuniculitremaceae.
AUGGCCUUCAGACCUGUGUUCUGUCUUCAGCUCAUCUGGCAUCGCGCUCUCUGUAACCCUCCGCAAAUUGACACACGGUUCAUAGAGCAACAUCUCAAAGCCGUGCACUUGAAAGGCAACAAGACUCAUGACUGCCACGUUUUUUCGGGCCAAGCGCUACGUAAUUCGCCUCGCGCAUCGCUCGUUCAAGCUGCAGGCUGAUGUAGUCGGGAUUCUAAACUUACUGGUCGUGCAGUAGUGAAUCCUGUGCUCGCUCACAACAGACCUAAGAAGAGGCUCAGACGCUUCAGUCGAUUGAUGUGGAUGACUGGGCCGUACUCUGACUUACACUGUCAGCCAUGAAUCGUCGGACAGUAAGCCAGCGUGUCCCACCACAGACCUCGACACCCGCUCCUAUUCUCUAUCCUCCGUCUGGACCUUCUUCCGGUCGAGCUUCCCCGUAUCCGGCUCCACUGAGUGCAGGAGGUCCUGGCUCAGGGUUCAACCAUGCUCCUGGGACCUCCAAUGGCCUUUACCAACGAUCCGGAUCUUCCGCUUCGCAGUAUUCUGAAAGUCCCUUUGGAGGCGGAAUGAGCAGUAAUGGAGGCUAUACACGGGCCACACAUGAUGUCGAGGGCCAGAAUGACGAGCGAUUGGAAGGGCUAUUAGGCAAAGUCAAGGUGCUGAAGGAUAUCACUGUGGGGAUCGGUAACGAGGUUAGAGAUGGAAACCUGGAGCUGACAGGCAUGAAUGACGCCUUUGGAUCCACUUCCAACUUUCUCAACGGCACGUUCAGAAGAAUGAACAAGAUGGCAAAGAAGCAGGGCAUAGGCUGGUGCUACUUUAUGCUGUUCCUACUAUUUGUACUUUGGAUUUUCGUGGUCGUCUGGUGGCUGCGGCGGUAAUGCAUGAGGUAUGUAUGGGUGAUCUACGGA